AUGGAGUUGCUGCCAGAAGCAUGCAUUGCAUCUAUUCUGUCUCGUACCACUCCAAAGGAUGCUUGUAGGCUCUCCUUGGUUUCCAAGACAUUUUGUUCUGCUGCUGAUUCCGACACUGUUUGGGAUCGUUUUCUCCCUUCGGAUUCUCAUUCCAUUGUUUCCGAAUUUCCUUCCCUUGCCAACGCUCCUUCAAAGAAAGCUCUCUACCUCGCUCUCUCUGAUGACCCUGUCAUCAUCGACGAGGGUAAAAAGAGCUUUCAAUUGGACAGAAAGAAUGGGAAGAAGCGUUACAUGCUUGGAGCCAGAGAUCUUUCCAUUAGUUUGGCUAACGAUGAGCGUCACUGGUGCUGGAAAAAGCUCCCAGAGUCAAGGUUUCCUGAAGUUGCUGAGCUUCUUCUUACGUGGUGGCUUUUAAUUAUUGGAAGGAUAAAAAAAAAUUCCUUGACCCCAAAUACUCAGUAUGGAGCUUUUCUUGUGUUCAAGAUGGUCCGUGGCUUUAAAUUUUAUGAUUAUCCUGUGGUGUUAUCAGUCGGCAUCGUAGGUGGUCAUAGCAUCAACAAAAGGGUCAAUUUGUGUCUUGAAUCAUUGGAAGAUGAGGCGCACGACCAAGUAGAGAGAUUACCAGGUCCAAGUGUGAGAAGAGAUGAGUGGUUGGAGAUUGAGAUCGGGGAGUUCUCCAAUUCAGGCCUAGAAGAUGAAGUCAUCGAGAUGCGUGUUAUGGAAAUUAAUGGUUUUAUUAAGAGCAGUCUCAUUAUUGAAGGAAUAAAAGUUCGACCUAAGGAAGACAAUUAA
Molecule: messenger RNA, 792 nt
Organism: Lotus japonicus
Lineage: Eukaryota; Viridiplantae; Streptophyta; Magnoliopsida; Fabales; Fabaceae
Product: F-box protein PP2-B11-like
Exons: 3
Coding region: 1-792 (263 amino acids)
Molecular function (GO): protein binding
Source: RefSeq, a predicted model, not a curated record